AUUUUGUAUGUUCUACCCGAUGUACAAUUUUCAUUCUAGGAAUUUGUAUUGUGCGUAAAUUUUGUCCGUACUUUCAUUUUCGUGUAAAUUUCUUCUUAGAACGAAUAAUUCAGCCGUGAAAAAAUGUCACAGGAAGCUGUGAAUAACGAGAUGACGGAUAUUAAUAAGAAAAAUAAAGAAAUUGAAGAAAGAAGAAGUCAAAUAGACGUUGAAAUGAAAAUGGAAAAACUCAAGUUAAAAAAAGACAGCAAAGAUUUAAAGGAGUUACAGGCGAGUAAAGAAAAGAAAGAAGAAAAGCUAGAUCUUGAGGUAAUCAGAAGUUUACCGGAGCAGCUAAGGGACAUCUCUAUAUAUAUAAAUGAUGAAACCAUAGAGCAUAAACUGGACACCCUUUCUAAAGACGCAGAUGAUCUCAACAAAUGUUUAACUAAAGCAUUUGUAGGCACUGAGAAUGAAGUUUUGGAGCAAUGUACAAUGCUUUCAAAGAUGUCGUGUCCAAGCCAAAUUGAGAUUGAAAAAUUGUCCAACACAUUGUCUGGAUUUGAAACAGACCUUCGUUGUUGUACUCAUAAAAUAUUUGCAAUGAAACAAAGCAUUAACAGUUUCAUCGGAAUCAAUCAGAGUGCAAUGAAAAGUAUGGAAGAUGAAAUUGAAUCAGCUAAAAUUGAAGUUGAAGGAUUAGAUAAGGUGAUUUAUAUUACGGAAAAUGAAAUAAGAAAGUACGAGGAGGAAGCUGCCAACGAAGAACGUGAUGCUGUUGAACUCGAAGAUCGAGCAAAGUACCUUAAACGUAAAGCACGGGAAUAUAAAGACAAUGGAUUCCUAUGGGGCAUUGGGUCUACUGUAGUAGGAUUACUAUUUGCACCAGUCACAUUUGGUAUGUCUUUUGGAGCUGGGCUAGCAUCGGCAGGAAUUGGUAUGAAGGUUAACUAUGAUAGUGCAUCUGAAUGUAAGAGGUCUGCAUCAAGGCUGAGAACUAGUGCAGAAGACAAAAGAUCCACUGCUAGAAGUAAAAAGACAUUAAAGGGAGAAUUAGAAUCAAAGAAGAUCUUGAAAAAUACUGAGCUGCAACUUUAUCAAACUAAGAUUGAAAAUCUUUCAAAGACUUGCGAUCGACUCACCAGGCUUGAGAAUCUUCUAAUACCAUCUGUCGCAGGCUUCGAAUGCGCCAUUACUAUUGCACAGGAUUUCAAGGACAUGGUUAAUGGGACAAAUUUGCAAUGUGACUCCUUCCGACUUAUAAAAGAAGUUUGUAUUGAUAUGGACUGUCCUGAUGAUCUUGACGACGAAACUGAAGAAGAAAUGCGCAAAUUGAAGGAUUUCAAGGACAUGGGGAAUGGGACAAAUUUGCAAUGUGACUCCUCCCGACCUAUAAAAGAGGGUUGUAGUGAUAUGGGCUGUCCUGAUGAUCUUUACGACGAAACUCAAGAAGAAAUGCGCAAAUUGAAGGAUUUCAAGCACAUGGUUAAUGGUCCUGAUGAUCUAUGCGACGAAACUCAAGAAGAAAUGCGCAAAUUGAAGGAUUUCAAGCACAUGGUCAAUGGUCCUGAUGAUCUUUACGACGAAACUCAGGAAGAAAUGCGCAAAUUGAAGGCGAAAUGGAGGGAACUGAUGCAAAUGUUCAAAAGAUACCAUGAUAAUCAUGGCAAAAAGUUUUAAAAUAAACAAACUUUUCAAAAACAUUUGACCAUUAUAUUCAUUUCUACACCAAUACAUUCGUUUGUCAAUGGAAAAACUUCAUUAGAGAUUAUUUAUGACGAUAACAAACUAUUUAUAACUUGUGCUAAAAAUAUCUGACCAACAAAAGCAAGUGGUAAAGUUAAUAAACGCCAUUGGAUUAUAAUAACAUAGUCUUAACAAGUUUAUCAUACAUAUCA
Molecule: messenger RNA, 1877 nt
Organism: Ruditapes philippinarum (Manila clam)
Lineage: Eukaryota; Metazoa; Mollusca; Bivalvia; Venerida; Veneridae
Exons: 10
Coding region: 124-1659 (511 amino acids)
Source: RefSeq, a predicted model, not a curated record